AUGCAACCUGCUUCAUUCUUCAUGAUGAGGCCCUUAAUCCUCAGGCCCUGUCGCUCGGUCUCUCUUCGCCUAUGUCGUGCGUUUUCCUCGUCGCGAGGAAAUUCUCAGCUCCAAUUGGCGUAUAACCUCCACCGUGCGCGAGACUCUCAGAAUGCGACUUCGGCGCCCAAGAAAAACCCGAUUGUUUUUAUGCACGGCCUAUUCGGCUCGAAGCAGAAUAAUCGGAGCGUGAGUAAGGCACUUGCCGAUAAGUUGAAUACAGAUAUUUACGCAAUUGAUCUCCGAAACCAUGGCGAUUCCCCCCAUCACCCAGAGCAUAACUACUCAGUUAUGGCGAACGACGUCGAGGAGUUCAUUCACGAAAAUGACCUGGAAAAGCCAGUAUUGAUUGGACACUCAAUGGGUGCAAAAACUGCCAUGACAAUCGCCUUGCGCCAUCCAAGCCUUGUUGGCGGAGUGAUUUCGGUUGACAACGCGCCAGUGCGUGCGCCUUUGAGUAAAGAUUUUGGCAAAUAUAUCCGGGCAAUGAAAGAGAUCGAAGCUGCGAAGGUCACGAAGCAGAAGGACGCGGAUGCUAUUUUACAGCUUUACGAGGACUCGAUAGCAAUUCGCAGUUUCCUCCUUACCAACCUCAUCCGAUGCAAGGAGACUAACACCCUCAAGUUCCGUAUACCUAUUCAUAUUCUAGGCGACAAGCUCGAUAACAUGGCGGAUUUCCCAUUCACUCCGGAGGAAAAUCCGGCUAAAUUUGAAGGUCCGGCGCUUUUCAUUCGAGGAACGAAGAGUCACUAUGUCAAGGAUCCAUCACUGAAUGUGAUCAAACUUUUAUUCCCGGCAUUCAGGCUUCAGGAUAUUGAUGCUGGGCAUUGGGUAAUUUCCGAAAAACCUCAUGAGUUUCAAGAAUGUAAUCGACCCCGUCCCGCUCGCUGA
Molecule: messenger RNA, 930 nt
Organism: Coccidioides posadasii C735 delta SOWgp
Lineage: Eukaryota; Fungi; Ascomycota; Eurotiomycetes; Onygenales; Onygenaceae
Cellular component (GO): mitochondrion
Molecular function (GO): carboxylic ester hydrolase activity
Source: RefSeq, a predicted model, not a curated record